GGGGGCCGGCUGGGGAGGCGCCACAUCCGGUGGCUGACUCGUUGUGUAUAAAGCUGCGGCCGCCGCGCUUGGCUUCCAGCAGUAGCUCUGGACUCUUCUCGGCUGCAGGAGCAGCUGCUCCAAUGCCCCACAGCGGCCAUGAGCAUCCCGCACUGGUGGGACCAGCUGCGGGCUGGCAGCUCGGAGGUGGAUUGGUGCGAGGACAACUACACCAUCGUGCCUGCCAUCGCCGAGUUCUACAACACGAUCAGCAACGUGUUAUUUUUCGUCUUGCCGCCCAUCUGCAUGUGCUUGUUUCGCCAGUACGCAGCGUGCUUCAACAGCGGUAUCUACCUCAUAUGGACGCUCUUAGUUGUAGUGGGAAUUGGAUCCGUCUACUUCCAUGCAACCCUAAGUUUCUUGGGUCAGAUGCUCGAUGAACUUGCGAUUCUUUGGGUUCUGAUGUGUGCUCUGGCCAUGUGGUUCCCCAGAAGGUAUCUACCAAAGGUCUUUCGGAAUGACAGGGGCAGGUUCAAGGCGGUGGUCUGCGUCCUUUCUGCCGUUACGACAUGCCUGGCGUUUGUCAAGCCCGCCAUCAACAACAUCUCUCUGAUGACCCUCGGGGUUCCUUGCACCGUGCUGCUCAUUGCAGAGCUAAGGAGGUGUGACAACGUGCGUGUCUUUAAGCUGGGCCUCUUCUCGGGCCUCUGGUGGACCCUGGCGCUCUUCUGCUGGAUCAGUGACCGAGCCUUCUGUGAGCUGCUGUCGUCUUUCCACUUUCCCUACCUGCACUGCGUGUGGCACAUCCUCAUCUGCCUUGCUGCCUACCUGGGCUGCGUAUGCUUUGCCUACUUUGAUGCUGCCUCCGAGAUCCCUGAGCAGGGCCCCGUCAUCAAGUUCUGGCCCAGCGAGAAAUGGGCCUUCAUCGGCGUCCCCUACGUGUCCCUCCUGUGUGCCAGCAAGAAGUCGCCCGUCAAGAUCACGUGAUGGCAGGGCAGGGGCUGGCUUCUCUGCUUGUUUCUCCUCAUGCACCGGGCUUCACUUGCCGGCGAAGACAGCCGGUGGUUUGUAGAGUUAGGGGAAGGGCCUGUCUUUGUAGUAUUCUGUUCCCUGGGCUCUAGCGUGUGUGUGGCGCACCAGGACUCCAUCGUGCGUGGGGAGGAAUGUCUUCCCCUUUUCCGAGGAUGGAAAGUGGAGAGCUGAGGGGCACCAGGCACAUCUUAUCAGCGUCCCUUCCAGAUGCCAUGACUGGUUGGGCUCUAUCCUUUGUGAUGGCAGAGCAGCCCCCUGGGGGAGCCUCAUUUCCCAGAAGGAGCUUGCUCCAGACCCCAUCGUUCCCAUGUGCCCUCAGAGUGGACCUUCCUGCUGACAGACUCUGACAGACAAGACCGUCUGACUGAUGGAAAAUGCCAGGGAUUUUCAUUUGGGGAAAUGGCCCUAAAAUAAAACCGAGCCAAUGAAACCCACACAGGGCUCGUGUCUCAGGAGGCUACUGGUCCACUCGGAGACUCUCAGUAACCAGAUUUUACAUGUGCUUGUGAAUCCUUUCUCUACUACCUCUGCUGAGAGACGGGGACUUCAGAGGAGGGUGAAGCGGACAGAAAAAACCCUCUGCGCCAAAAGCUAACUCCACUUUUAAGCCAUUUGUGAAGAUGAGCACGAUUUCUAAAUGUUGACAUUGUUGGUCGUCCUCCCUCCCCCCGCCCCAGCCCAGUGGCCUCAAACACAUGGAGAAGAAUAGGUGUGGCUGAGCUCUCUGCACACAGACCCCUGCUCCUUACUGCUGAGCUCUGUAAGUUCAAGGCCUUGGGAUGGUCACGGUGGGGAUCCUGGUUCAACAUCUGGAGUGCAAACAAAGUUCUGGAAACUUCUGCUGGUUGGAAGCCUUCUAUUCUGAAGUUAUCCUCGAAAACCUCACCUCCUCUUUGCCCUAAUUUUCUGCGAGACUCGUACUCCUACCCUCACAGUACAAGGUGCUUCCUGCGGUUUCUCCGAGCAUCUGACGGCUGCUUCUCUUGAGUACUGAAAGGACUACACGCUGACUUGUGGGGUUGCUGGUGCAGCGGGCAAGUCUGUUACCUUCUGAGUUUUUCCUCAGCUCAAAUGACACUGGCUACCACUAACCUCUUCCCUGGGCUGAAUGAAGGCUCCAGAACGGUCAUCAAGGUGUGAGGGGGAAUACAGGACCUCAGGGAUACUCAAUGGAACUCUGACAUCUCCUGCUUUGCAACAUUCCAUUUUGAAAGAGAGCAGGACGGAGGUGUCCCUGUGAGGACGGGAGUCAUGUCACCAAGGAUCGAAGAGUUGGGGGCAGUACCAGUCUUUGGCAUGUCUAGGAACUCUUGCUUUAAUUAGAAUUUUGUACAGGAUCUGAAGUGAAAAGUCCAAUAAGGAAUAAUGAAUUGAGAGUUUAAAAAUGAAUGACUUUUCUACUUCUGUGGUUUUCAAGUUAUUUUUAGCAGAACCCUAUUUUUAGUAAGAAAUCUUGAUGGAACCCAAACGUGAGAAAGGUGUUGUAUUCUAUUCAUUUAUUUUAUGGUUAAACUUAUAUAUUUCCCUAAUAUCAUGCAGUGAAAAUGCAAGUGAAAUUGUGGUUUCCAUGGUAAAAAAUUUGGUAUUAAAGGAGUGUACCUGUUUAUUAUGGUUUAAAAAUAUAUUUUGAAAAAAAGGUGGGGCUUCUAAUGCACCUCUGAGACCUAGGUGGUUCAUGGAACCAACGAGAGUUUUAAAACCGCUGUCUAGAAUUUUUUAAAGGGAAAUAGCAGUGCUCGUUUCAGAUGGGUUAACCAAGCAUGGGUUCUGGGCUCAUCCAUUCUGCAGUAUAAAAGUGCUCUGAAAUAGGGGGAAGCUUUGAUGUACUUCAGGCCCAGCUGUCUUAGUGUGGAAGCAUAGAUGAGGAGAGGGUGUGGGAAGUGUUUGUGUUAUAGGUGAGGUUUAAUUUCUGUCUCGAGGUGAUAGGAGCAUUGUUACAGCAGUUAAGGAGGGACUGUGUCUCCCUGUCAGGUAAAGGAGUGGGUCCCUGAGGAAUAUCAGCUCUGCCUCUCAACUCUUUGACCUUGCUUUUCUGGAAGUUUCUGAGUGUCCUUUGGAAAUAGGGAUAAAAUGUGACUGCUGGAAAUAAGGAAAUCAGUGCCCCGACUCAGGGCUGUUUCCAUCCAUCUUCUACAAGACAAAUGACAUAGUUAAGAUGUCACAAGGGAUGUUUUUGCUGUAAAACAAAAGCAAAAACAGAAGGCCCUUCUAGAGGUUGGUUUUAAUGAACUGAGGGCUGAUAAAGAAGUACGAAUGGGUAUAUUUGAGGGCAAAAAUAGAACUCUAACAAAAAUCACUCUAGCUUGUUAGUGUGAAGAAGGUAAAUCGAGAAGGUGGGAGUUGAACAAUCUUAUUUGAAGUUAGACUUAUGGCAUCAUAUUUAUAUUUACAUUUAUGUUUAUAGUGUUUUCUAGCACAAUGUACUUUUGAAAGGAAAUUGGAAAACUACAUGAAAGUUGAAGAGAAAAAAGUCUGUAUUUCUAUUGUCCAAGGACAAUCAUUGUUAAUAUAUUGGUAUUUUGGUGUAUUUCCUUCUCAUCUUCCCCCCUUCCCCCGUAGAGUUGUAAAUAGCCGUCUUUUAGAGCGGACACUUCAUCCAGUAGCUUGAGUGGACUGUAAAUGCCAGUUGUGUGUUUCUCCUGAGGAACAGCUUUUGGAAUGCACUGUGGUUAGCUAUACACUUGAGAGCUCAUCACUGGAUUCUGACAUACUGCUGAGUCUUCGUUUUCAGUUGAGCCUGGUAUGAAUAGGCCCUAAGAAAGAAUGACUGAAUUAUAAUCUACGUUUGGAGAGGCCCCUGCUCUUGGAUCGAAGAGUCACAGGAAAUCGCUGUUAAAAAUAGGUUUUCAGAUUUUAAAAAAAGUGAAUAGCGUAUUAAUUGAUGUGCACAUCGAGAAUCUUUUUGUUUUUUCCCCCUAAUAGUGCAGGGACGUGGAGAUUUGAUGUUUGGGAGUUAGGUCAUGGCAGUCACUCACUGGGACGGUCACAUUUUUGUUCUGCUUAGAUAGAACUUGCCUAAGAUCGAGAGCCAGCAGGAAUUGGAUCUAAGAUAUUAAACAUUACUAUCCUCGUUUUCAAGCAAUCAUUCAGGUCACUAAUUCUUAUUUUAUGGUGUUUGAUUGAAUGUUGCUUUUUAGAAAAAAAUCUUUUCUCAUCUUUAUGAUUAUGUUGGUAGCACUUCAGUGACUGUGUUUAAAGUGUAUGGGGAAGAGAUACCUGAAUCUAGUUGAUAACAGGCUACAUUUUGGGGGAAAUUGGCCUGUCCCUCUGAUGAGUGCCUACAACAUUAAGUGUGGAUCCAAGAUGUUCUGUUGGGGGAUCUAAGCUUGGUGGUCAUCAAGCACAGACUUUCUAAAAAAUACCGUAACUUGUUUUAUUGGAUUUCUCAGGUGUGUAAAAACAUCUCAUCAGUUCGUCAUGCUUAUGUGAGCCAGCGCCAUGUUGGAGGCUCUGAGAGAGGGGCAGAGCCUUCCUGGCUCUUCAUCCCGCGGGGCUGGCACGCAACCAUCUCUGGGGGACAGGGAAGGGCUGAAGCUCGUCCAAUGAGCCCCCCCUCUUAUAGCUUCUUUUCCCCAAAUGAGCUUGGAACCUUUCAUUGCCAGCUCUUUGCCUGGGUGCUACCGUUCCAGCUGGCCAAAGAGAAUUGGCAGGCUAGAUUGGGGUUCUCAAUGGAUUUCAUGGACAUCCUUUUACAGAUUAAAAAAAAAAAAAAAGCCUUUAUUCUAAAGGACUAAUUGUUUGAAUUGUUCCUUUCUCUCUCUGUUAAACCAGAUUGAAGACUAUUUUAUAAUCCCAGUAUGUAAUCAGAGCGUAUAUAGUAUUUUCAGAUGUAUACCCCUUGUUUUAUACUUUAUAGAGUUGUGCCGUAUAAGGGUGGUGUGCCCACUGGCUGUGGUAGCAUUUAGUCUCCAUUGCUUUGGGAGUGAUCUGAAGCCUUUUGAAAUGGAGCUUUUGCACUUUACGCUUUUUUUUGUGAGCUAUGAUGGUUAUAGUCAAUAUUAAAGCCGUAAGUGGCAUUUUCUGUGAAUAUGUAUGUUUGUAUUUAUUUACAAAAUGAUUUCUGAAAUAUCUGAACAUGAAAAAUGCAUUUAAUGGAUUGUCAAGCAAAGCACAUUUCCCCAAUUUGUUAAUGAAUUUGGGUAUCAUUAUUACUACACAUACUUUAGAUUAGCGUAGUUUUCUUCUCAGAGCUGUGAAAUUAACACACCAGUAUUUCCAGUAUAAAGUGCCUAAGUGCAUAAAUUUCGUUAGCAGGAAAAUCUGUAUGUACCUGUUUUUAAUUCCCUAUGACCAUUUUUUUAUUAGUAAAGGUUUCAUAGGCCGUCAUAUUUUAAAGAACAGUGUGACCAUCAGAAGAGAGACUGCAUCAGCAUUAUCAGUAUCAUUGCAGUGGGUUUUUAAAGACUUUUUUUUUUCUGGCCUGAGUGAAGGGGGAAGUGGAUAAGGAAUGGCCACAGAGCCUUUUGACGGUCUGGUGGGAGUCGUGAGUCUUCUCCCUAGGAAAAUGCUUAUCUAUAAAAUUGGGAAUUCACGUGUCCUUAGAAGCCACCCAGAUAAAGAGUUCCUGCAGGACAGGGUGCUAGACCAGGAUUCAAAUCCUCUCUGGGGCCAAAAUUGGUCACCUCCAUGGACAGGUCUGCUUUCCCAACUGCCCUCUAAAACUGGGAGCUUACAUUCGCCUCAAGCCUCUUUCCUGGUUUAUCGUAUCAGACCCUCCAUGUGAUUGUAUCUAGGUCUGUCAUAUUAUUCUAGCUUUUGUAUUGUCGAAUUUUUCCAUAAUAAAAAAUUUAAGA
Molecule: messenger RNA, 5804 nt
Organism: Ailuropoda melanoleuca (giant panda)
Lineage: Eukaryota; Metazoa; Chordata; Mammalia; Carnivora; Ursidae
Gene: ACER2
Product: alkaline ceramidase 2
Exons: 6
Coding region: 139-966 (275 amino acids)
Biological process (GO): ceramide catabolic process; sphingosine biosynthetic process
Cellular component (GO): Golgi membrane
Molecular function (GO): N-acylsphingosine amidohydrolase activity
Source: RefSeq, a predicted model, not a curated record